This is a messenger RNA of Fonsecaea multimorphosa CBS 102226, 714 nucleotides long. RefSeq lists its product as uncharacterized. The transcript is spliced from 3 exons. The coding region runs from base 1 to 714 and encodes 237 amino acids. Lineage: Eukaryota; Fungi; Ascomycota; Eurotiomycetes; Chaetothyriales; Herpotrichiellaceae. The record is from RefSeq and is a predicted model, not a curated record.
AUGGUUCAGGACGUGUCUCACAGGGACCAGGUCCCCGCAGAUCCUUACCCAUACCCGCAUGAUGCUUCCCUGUCUCCCGAAACAACCGCCCUGGUCAUCAUUGACAUGCAACGAGACUUUUGCGAAGUGGGCGGCUAUUUCGACUGUCAAGGCUACGAUGUGGCAGAUGCCCGUGCCAUCAUCCCGGCCAUUCAAGCCCUUCUCUCUAGCGCGCGAGAAGGCUCGUUCCCAGUCUUUUUCACUCGGGAAGGUCAUAGGCCAGACCUCUCCACCUUAUCGAGUCGGGAACAUUUUCGAUCCCGCAAUAACCCUCGACAUUUGGGCAUCGGUGACAGAGGCCCAAUGGGAAGAUUCCUGGUUCGUGGAGAGAUAGGCCACGAUGUAAUCCCCGAGUUAAAGCCGUUACCCGAAGAGAUCAUUAUCGACAAACCUGGGAGGGGAGCAUUUUCUCAUACGGAUUUUGAGCAUAUCUUGCGGCUUCGUGGUAUCAGAAACUUGAUACUGACAGGUGUCACAACGGACGUCUGCGUGUCCAGUACCAUGCGCGAGGCGAAUGACCGCGGCUUUGACUGCCUCGUGCUAGAAGACGCCACGGCCGCAGCCACACCCAGGUUGCAUCGAUUUGCACUGGAUUCUGUCCAAAUGGAAGGGGGUGUCUUCGGCGCUGUGACACAGUCGGGCAAAAUAAUCGAAGCCAUGAAAACCUGGGCUUGA